Molecule: messenger RNA, 1968 nt
Organism: Amaranthus tricolor (Joseph's coat)
Lineage: Eukaryota; Viridiplantae; Streptophyta; Magnoliopsida; Caryophyllales; Amaranthaceae
Product: putative E3 ubiquitin-protein ligase XBAT34
Exons: 9
Coding region: 235-1599 (454 amino acids)
Molecular function (GO): protein binding
Source: RefSeq, a predicted model, not a curated record
AAAAAUAUAUUACAAGUCAGCCCAAUUAAAGAUUACCUGUACAAGAAACGCCAUGAACCCAACUGACUUGGUGGCCUUUCAAAACCUUUCAUUGUUAAAAUUUAAUACUUCGAGUAAACUAUUCAAUUUUGUCAUCAUCAAUAACAAUCUAAACAAAAUUAUUAACUUUAUAUAUUUUCUGGGUGAAUCAUAAUUUAGUUUCCCAUUCAAUAAAAUCACAAAAAUCAGUGAAAAAUGGGUCAAAAACAGUCAAAGGAAGAAUUGGUAUAUCAGCAUCUUAUCGAAGGCAAUAUCAAUGCCAUUAAAGCUCUCUGCAAUGAAGGGGUUCGACUUGAGUGGAUGGAUAAAGAAGGUAAAACUCCCUUGAUUGUGGCAUGUAUGGAUCCUAGGCUUUAUAUUGGGGCAAAGACUUUGAUUGAAUUGGGUGCUAAUCUUGAUGCAUACCGCCCUGGGUCGCAUGCGGGUACACCUUUGCAUCAUGCUGCAAAGAGAGGUCUAGACCGCACUGUUAAGUUGCUUCUUGCAUAUGGAGCAAACCCUUUUAUAAGAAAUGACGAUUGUCAAACGCCAUUAGAUGUAGCAAGAACAAAGGGGUACUGCAAUGUUGUUCGUGUAAUUGAGGAUCAUAUUUGCUAUUUUUCUGGUGAUAUAUGCGAGGUUCUUGUCGUGCCAGGCCUUUUUGAUUCUUUGGUGCCUCAUCGGAUUGCUAGAAAGAGCUCAAAGAAGAGUUGGGUGGCCGUUGUGCCUUGCGAUCCUCCCAAUAACAGGAAGCCUUUAAAAUUGGAGCUUGCUGUGUACCCUAGUUCACAGGAUCCCCAACCACACACAGUUAUUCCUCUUUGGAAGUCCGACAUUUUAGAACCAAAGUUUCACGAAUCAGAUCCCUUCUUGACAAUCGUCUACGAGUCCAAAACCCGCUUCAAAUUUUUAUCUGCCAUUGAGGGCGACAGACGGCAACUUGCUCAGCUAUACAAUGCUUGCAAAGGGGUACCUAAGGUGAUGCCUUCCUCCGAGUACAUGCCUAGCAUCGGAGUUUCAUCUUCACAACCAGAAACUAACACGAUCAGUCGUCCUGAAUCUUCAUCUGGCUCGAAUUCUCAGUCGAGUUCCUCUACAAAUGGUUGGGGCGACACUGAUAGUAAAUCGAAUCAAAAUGGAUGGGGUCCUCCAUCUGAUGCCCUGCCACCUUCAAAGACAACCUUUAAUGGCUGGGCCGAUAAUCCCACAACUGAAGAAUGUAAUGGAUGGGGGGCUAAUCCAGGUCCGUCCAGGCCCAUUGUCAGUCCCACGGUACCUGUCCAUUUAACCCCGUCUGCUCCUCCUUUACCUAUGGAAGGUGUCGUUGAUGAUGGGCUGAUUAAUUAUCAAGCCAUCGACAUCGGCCAUGUGGACUUACCCGGCACCAAUAUUGAAGCAAACGGCAAUGCAGAUGCAUCGUGUUGCGUGAUAUGCUGGGAAGCUCCGAUUGAGGGGGCUUGUGUUCCUUGUGGUCAUAUGGCUGGUUGUAUGUCUUGUUUAUCAGAUAUCAAAUCCAAUAAAGGAGUUUGCCCAGUUUGCCGAGCUAAGAUCGAUCAGGUUAUCAGGAUUUAUGCUGUCUGAAACCUUUAAAUCGUGAAGUUUAAAAGGUGCACCACAGUGGCUCGUUUUGUGAUAGGUAAAAAUUUAGGGAGUCGGAUUCCAUGAAAAGUGAAGUUAUUCUCAUCAAAACAAAUUUUCUCCAUCAUACUCAAAAUUUGUAAAGAAAAAGAUAUUUUGAAUCAACAAGCAUGGAUUUUUACAUGUGAUUUUCUUAGCAAAAUUGUAAUGGAUUUUAUUAUCAAUACUAUUUUUAGUGUCGGAUACCAAACGUGCCGUACCGUAAGGGAGUCUUGCAUAGUUUGAUUUCAGAAUGGUUAAGAGUUACACGCUGUAAAAAAAUGUCGUAUGUUAUAUAAUAUUUUAUGCAAAAUUUUGGAAUUUAUCAUAGAG